CAAUGGGUGUUACCAUACACACUGUAAUGAGAGUGAUCACUUAAGGUGAGCUAUUAAGCAGGAGAGCGGGGGGGGGAAGGGGGGGGUAGGGACUUUUGUAGUGAUAAUCAAGGUGGGCCAUUUCCAGCAGUUGACAAGAACGUCUGAGGAACAGUGGGGGGUGGGGGGGGGGUGGGGAAUAAACAUGGGGAAAUAGUUUUACUUUGUGUAAUGGCCCAUCCACUCCCAGUCUUUAUUCAAGCCUAAGUUAAUUGUAUCCAGUUUGCAAAUUAAUUCCAAUUCAGCAAUCUCUUGUUCGAGUCUGUUUUUUGAAGUUUUUUUUGUUGAAGAAUUGCAACUUUUAGGUCUGUAAUCGAGUGACCAAAGAGAUUGAAGUGUUCUCCGACUGGUUUUUGAAUGUUAUAAUUCUUGACGUCUGAUUUGUGUCCAUUUAUUCUUUUACGUGGAGACUGUCCAGUUUGGCCAAUGUACAUGGCAGAGGGGCAUUGCUGGCACAUGAUGGCCAGUAUAGUUAUGCCAGCUAGACUCACCCCUGUUUAGUACUCUCUUCAGCUCAAGCAGUGUGUUUCAGGUUCCUGCUGGCACUGCCAGUCUGACGUGCCUUCUCUAGCUUGUCAGAUUGGGUUUAUAUCUGCUGGUGAACCACAGCGCCACUCAUUAGACUGAUUCCUAGGCUGGUGAACCACCUGUGGUUCAUUAAUUUUAUACCAGUGUAACUCCACUGAUUUCACUGGGGUUGUUCCUGAUUUACCCUGGUACAAGUGAGGAGAGAAUCAGGCAUAGGCACCGACUCUGUCAGUGCUCCAGGGCUCAAGCACUGAUGGAAAAAAAUAGUGGGGGUGGUCAACACCCACCAGCCACAGCUGUUCAGCUGGGCUGCCAUUCAGCUAUUCGGCAGCUGGCAUAGGGCCUCGGGGGGAAAGGGUGGAGCAGGGACAGGAAGAGGCAGAGCGAGGGUGGGGCAUGCGUGGCAUUAUGGAUGGCUUUGCACAAAUGGGCUUCCUUAACUGUGGAGGGAUGAUAGAUGGCACACAAAUUCCAAUUCUGGCACCAGACCACCUAGCCACCGAGUAUAUUAAUGGGAAGGGGUAUUUCUCAAUGGUUCUUCAGGCUCUUGUAGAUCACCAUGGGCGUUUCACAGACAUUAACGCAGGCUGGUCCAGAAAGGUCCAUGAUGCAUACAUCUUUCGGAAUACUGACCUGUUCAGGAAGCUGCAAGCAGGGACUUUCUUCACGGACCAGAAGAUCACUGUAGGGGAAGUCAAAAUGGCCAUUGUGAUCCUGGGAGACCCCGCCUAUCCCUUAAUGCCGUGGCUUCGAAAGCCAUACACAGGGCAUUUUGACAGCAGCAAGGAGCAGUUCAACAACAGGCUGAGCAAGUGCAGAAUGACUGUUGAGUGUGCUUUUGGCCGUUUAAAGGCCCACUGGCACUGCCCAUAUGGGAAGCUGGACCUGGACGAUGUCAAUAUUCCUAUGCGUAUAACUGCGUGCUGUACGCUCCAUAAUAUUUGUGAAGGGAAGGGUGAAAGCUUCACUCAGGGCUGGACUGCUGAGGCUCAGCGCCUGGAGGCUGAAUUUGAACAGCCAGAGACCCGGGCUAUUAGAGGGGUGCAGUGCCGAACCAUAAGGAUCAGGGAUGCCUUGAGGCAGCAAUUUGAAGCUGAAAGCCACUAAUAUUUGUUGCUGUGCUCAGGAGUGUAGUGCUUGUAGUGGUAGGAGGUGAUUGUAAUUGGUGCAGACGGAAGCAAUAUGAAGGUUUAAGAUAGUUGUCUGAUGCUUUGCAGGCUCUGUUUGCUUUCAAUUAAUAGAAUAAAGAUUUGCUUUCAAACCAACACAAUUCUUUUAUUAAAAAGCAACUGGAGGAGAGAGACAGACAAAAAUACACAUCCGCACUGAGGAGGUUGGGGGAGGGGAAGGUUCCAGGAGGAGGUGGGGGAUGGUUAAAGAUUUCUGUAUGUCCAGGGGUCAUAUCCAACCUUCUCCUUUGGAGUACAGUGCAACGGGUACUGUACUUCAGCAGGGCUAAAUUACAGAGGGAUGGGUGUUGAGUGCAGUGUGUACUGGGAGUCCACAGUGCUGGACUGUGACGGGGCAGGAGUGGAAUGCUGCGGGUACAGACUGGAGCCAGGAGGCUGACAAGAGUAUGUUGGCGGUGUCUGGGGGGCGCAUGGGAGAGAGUUUUGCGACUGCAGCUGCAGGGGAGGGCAUGCGCGUAGCUGCUCGGUUUGCAGUGCUAGUAUCGCCUGAAGUGUGUCUGUUUGGCGCUUCAUAAUGUUUAAGAGCUGCUCCGUGGCUUCAUUGUGGUGUACCGAGUUCUCCUUUCGGUCCCUCUUCUCGCUGUCCCACCACUCCUUCAAUUCCUGUUUUUUGGCCGCGGAGUGCAUCAUAACCUCACGGAGAAAGUCCUUUUUAGUUCUUCAUGGCUGCUUUCUAAUUCUGCACAGCCAUUCGGCCGUUGAUAACAAAGAGGGAGGCUGGGCUCCCAAGGUCAUCUCUGUGAAGCUAAAACGCAACAGUUUACAGAAGCAGUAUUGUUUGCAACAGACAGAACACUGAUUCAGUGAUUUAAAGAACAGCCACUAUUCACAUACCUGUCACUAACUGGCUGAUCCCAGGCAAGCACACAUGAGCCGCAAGACCACCAAAAUGGCUGUGUUCAUUAUGGAAGAUACCGCGCUGCUGAGGGUGAGCAGGGAAUGAAGGGAGGGUCUUCUCCAAGCCUGCGGUUUCCGCCCUGGCCCCUAUGCAACUCAGCUGUGUGCAACAAUGGUUCCCCUGCCUCCCCCCAGCUCCCUCCUGUGACGGCAGAGUGGCGCGGGAAAGUUACCAUUAAUGGGGCAAGAAACAGCAGCUCUGCGAAAGAACCUGUGGCAGUGAAUUGCCCAGUAUCUCCAUGAGAGUUUCCUGGAGAUCUGAGGCAGAUUCCAAUAAAGUGAGGGAGUCAAUCAACACCCUGUUCCAUCACUUAGACUAGGCAUAUGGUGGUGUGCGCAUCAUACAGACACAAGCCUGCUUUCUGCAACUCUCCUGCCCCCAACAACUCGCUUCAGCAAUUCCCAAAAUCAAAUCCACUUACCAUGGGCCUCCUCUCUUGUAUGCGCUUUGCCAAGAUCUGACAGCUGUGACUGGAUAGCCUCUGCCGGGGUUGAGAAGAGCUCUUGGCUGCAUGCAUCUCUGACCUCCGAUUCGUCCUCUGCCUCUGGGUCCCCCUCCACAUCCUCAUCCAAGAUUUUCUCCUCCUGGAUCGGUCCAAUCUCAACUGGCAUUCGAGCCACCAAAGUAUCCACAGUGGCCUUCGCAGUGGAGGUGGGGUCGUCACUGAGUAUCGCGUCCAGCUCUUUGUAGAACCGGCAGCUUGUGGGCGCAGCACCGGAGUGGUGGUUUGCCUCCCAUGCCUUGUGGAGUCUGGCACAGUGACCUUUCAGCUUUAAAGAUCAGAGGAAAGGGGAGAAAGAAGUGACUGCAUGAAGGAGCAAGAGUAUCAGAGAGAGAACACCUCUAGCAGUGCAGCUUGUGGAGGAGUGUAGAGUAACUUAGACAGCUAAAAGAUGACAACUCUACCAAGGAUAGCAAAAUCUAAAGCAAAACCACUGGUAUCAGAAGAAGAAGAUGAUGAGUUACCCUCCUUUCUUAAAUCCUCCUCUGAAUCAGAGGAGGAAGAGGAGGAGUGGGAACCAAAAAGCAAAGUGGCAAGUAAACGUAGGCUGCCAAAAAAACCUGAGUCAAAACCUAAAAAGGCUGCUGCUCCACGGUCAACUGUGGUUAGGAAAAGGACCAGGAAGACAGCAGUAAAAGAGGAGCCGAAUGUAUCUUUGCCUAUUGCUGCUGAUGAAGACAGUAAAGAUGGACUGAAACUUUUACAUCCUAAAGAAGAGACAGACCCCAAACCAAAAACUAGAACUAAAAAGCCAAAAAUGCCUCAGGGAACAAAAAUAAAUGUUAUUCAAGGAAAGAUGGAUAACUUAGAUAGUGAUGAAAUACCCUCAACAAGUGCACCUUUGAUGGAAAAUGAAGUAAAGCAGGAGAAAUAUGAAGAAGAUUUUACAUUUGAUGAACCCCCUUUAAAAAGGAUAAAAUUGACAACACUUCCUCAAGGAAAACCAGUAAAACAUCCUGGAAGCACCAAGCACCAAGAGGAAUUAGAAAUGAACUGGGACAUUGUGCAGGUCCUGUCAGAAAGAACAAAUAUUGAACCAUGGGUAUGUGCAAACAUAAUUUGCCUUUUCCGUGAUGAAAACACAAUUCCAUUCAUUGCCCGGUAUCGAAAAGAGCUUGUCAAUAAUCUGGAAGCUGACGCCUUGCGAGAAGUACAGCAAACACUGGAAGAACUACGUACUGUUGCGAAGAAGACACAUGUAACAAUACAGAAGAUAAAGAAAGAAGGAAAGCUAUCGGGAAGUCUAUUAACAGCCUUAUUAAACUGCAAAACUUUGGAUGAAUUGGACCAUGUGUCUGCACCAUAUAAAACUGGAAGUAAAGGCACCAAAGCCCAAAGGGCCAAACAACUGGGAUUAGAACCUGCGGCCAUAUCUCUCAUUGAAAACCCAGUAGAACUCAGUCUGUUUUCUUACAUUAAGCCUAAUGUCAAAGGACUUACAACCAUUCAGGAAGUAGAGGCUGGAGUACAACACAUCCUUGCUGACAUGUUUGCUAAAGAUAAGGAUACACUGGAUUUCAUCAGGGUAUUAUGUCAGCAAAGGUACAUAUGUAUCCAGUCAGCCUUGGCAAAAGUGUCAUCAAAAAAUGUAAAUGAGAAAGAUGUUAACAAAUUCCAACUGUACCAGAAUUUUUCUUGCAAUAUUAAGAACAUUCAGCAUCACCAGAUUCUGGCCAUUAACCGAGGGGAAAAUCUGAAGAUCCUGACAGUGAAGGUCAACGUUCCUGACGGGGUGAAGAAUGAAUUCUGUAGGUGGUGUGUCAAUGAAAGGUGGAGACCAAAACGCUAUGCAAAACCAGAGUUAAUGAAGAUAUUGCAUAAUUCGGUGGAAGAUUCAUAUAAACGUCUUAUUUAUCCGCUCCUCUGUAGAGAAUUCAGAUCAAAGUUAACAUCUGAUGCAGAGAAAGAAUCUAUAAUGAUGUUUGGAAGAAAUCUUCGACAGUUGCUUCUGAUGAGCCCUGUGAGAGGACGUACUAUGAUGGGAGUUGAUCCUGGGUACAAACAUGGCUGCAAGCUGGCUAUCAUUUCACCAACCAGUCAGAUACUCCAUACUGAUGUUGUCUACUUGCAUUCUGGACAAGGAUUCCGUGAAGGUGAAAAGAUAAGGAGACUUCUUCUGCAUUACAACUGCAGCACUGUUGUGAUAGGCAAUGGGACUGCCUGCAGGGAGACAGAAGCUUACUUUGCUGACUUAAUUAUGAAAAAGUACUUUGCACCCUUGGAUGUUGUAUAUUGCAUUGUCAGUGAAGCGGGAGCAUCUAUCUACAGUGUUAGUCCAGAAGCUUCUAAAGAGAUGCCAGACCUAGAUCCUAACCUAAGAAGUGCAGUUUCCAUAGCUAGACGUGUACAAGACCCAUUAGCUGAGCUAGUGAAAAUUGAGCCCAAGCACAUUGGAGUUGGAAUGUAUCAGCAUGACGUCUCACAGACUUUGCUCAAAGCAACUUUGGACAGUGUGGUUGAGGAGUGUGUCAGCUUUGUAGGAGUAGAUAUUAACAUCUGCUCAGAAAUACUAUUAAGACAUAUUGCAGGACUGAAUGCUAAUAGGGCUAAAAAUAUAAUUGAAUGGCGAGAAAAGAACGGACCAUUUAUAAGUCGGGAACAGCUCAAGGAAGUUAAAGGACUGGGUCCAAAAUCCUUUCAACAGUGCGCUGGAUUCAUCAGGUUUAACCAAGAAUACAUAAGAACCUUUUGCAGCAAUCAGCAAACUAAGCUUGCAGCAGAAGGUCAUGCACUUAUGGCUAAAGCAGAUGUUCAAGUCACAAGCGAAAAACAGGGCAAAAAAAAGAGGAAUCCAGCAGCAAACAUUGUAGUAUGGCCAAAUCCUUUGGACCAAACUUGUAUCCACCCAGAGUCAUAUGACAUUGCAAAGAGGUUUUUAACUUUCAUUGGAGGAAACCCAAAUGAUAUAGGAAAACCUGAUAUGCAACAAAAAGUAAAUGCUGUAAUUCAAAAAGAAGGAAUAGAAGGAGCAGCAAAAACACUAAAUACAACAGUACAUACACUGCAAAUAAUCAUUGAUGGUCUGACUCAACCGGAAGGCUUUGAUUUCCGAACAGAUUUUGAGAAACCUGAUUUCAAGAGAAGCAUAGUUUGUCUUGAAGACUUGAGCAUUGGCACUGUUCUGACUGGAAAAGUAGAGAACGCUACUCUCUUUGGAGUUUUUGUUGAUAUUGGUGUUGGUAGGUCAGGAUUGAUUCCAAUUCGGAACAUAACAGAAACAAAACUUUCUAAAGCCAAGAAGAGAAGAAGUCUUGGGUUGGGCCCUGGAGAAAGAGUGGAAGUUAAAGUACUCAAUAUUGAUAUCCCUCGAUCAAGGAUAACGUUGGACCUUCUUCGUGUUUUAUGAGUUUUUCACUGCUGAUAAGAAUUUUAUUUCUUUUUAAAAGGUUAAAUGUUGUCACCAAGAUUCUAAAGGUUGCAGUUCAAGCAUUUACUGAGUAUACUGGAAAUGAGGGAUUAAUUCAACUUUUGAAAUCUUCAGUUUCACUUUUUAAUUCCAGAAGCUUUUCCAGAACUCUGUAAGCUCCCUCCCCUUAACAGUAACUUUUACACCGGCCCUGAAGUGGCUUUCACUCUCUUCUUAGGACAAACACCUUCUUUUUGCAGAAUAAGUGAUUUCUCAAUACAGAUCUCUACCUGUUUUCUCCUGUGCAAGAUUUGCUCUCUCAAUCCACCUUUGGUCUGUGCUGCUCCAGCAGACUCAGCCAUGUUCUUUCAUACAUAAAAACACCACUUGAUUGGUCUGUUUCCAUGCUGUUUUCUUAAGGAAGCUUAAAAGUGGACCUUUGUGGUAGCUAAAAUAGAAGCUUAAAAAUGCCCUCUGCUUAGACUAAAAUCUGGAUAUAAUGGUAAUAGUAUUAUUGGAUCCGAAAUUUGCUGUUUUUAUUUGAGCUACCGUGUAAAGUUGUUGGUUUUUUUUUAUUGCUCGGGCAAUUAUUAUAUUAAUUAACACAGUGAGGUACCUCUAAUUUGCUCAAAAAGUUGCAAAAGCAUUUUGGUUUACUUUUUUAUGUACCUGUACAUAAUAAAAAUCUUUGACCUAUU
Molecule: messenger RNA, 7201 nt
Organism: Chelonia mydas (Green sea turtle)
Lineage: Eukaryota; Metazoa; Chordata; Testudines; Cheloniidae
Gene: SRBD1
Product: S1 RNA binding domain 1
Exons: 23
Coding region: 3549-6503 (984 amino acids)
Biological process (GO): nucleobase-containing compound metabolic process; translation
Molecular function (GO): structural constituent of ribosome; mRNA binding
Source: RefSeq, a predicted model, not a curated record